CGUUGUCGCACUUUUUUCCUUUCCCUUUCAAUUCCCACAAAAGAAUCUCUAUGACGACGGCGGCCGACCCAGAUAUCCGCUUACCCUCUUCCCAGUUUUCUCACGACGAGAAAAGCCGCCGCCGCAAGAAGCGGUCGAAACUGAUGAGAAUCGACGAUAUGAUGGCCUCAAGUUCGAGCGGCGUAGUUUCGAAGCCGAAACUUGGGAUCAGAAAGCCCGACCCAACUGCGCCGAAGAUCACUCGGCCGUGUAGCGAGUGCGGCAAGAAGUUCUGGUCGUGGAAGGCUUUGUUCGGCCACAUGCGGUGCCACCCUGAACGCCAGUGGCGAGGGAUCAACCCCCCGCAGAAUCUGCGCCGACCCGUCUCCCCGUCGCCGUCGCCGGCCAAUGCGGCGAGCGAUUUGGAAGGGCUAAUGAGCGAUGAUGAUCAUGAAGUUGCUGCGUGUUUGUUAAUGCUGGCCAAUGGGGGCAAUGCGAGUAUUGUCGGUUAUCAUCAUGAUGGGGUUGAUCAAGUAUUUGAUGGGUUUGUUCGGGUGGCGGUGGAGGAGGCGGGUGCGUCGGAGACGAGCUGCCGGUUUGAGUGUUCAAGUUGCAAGAAGGUGUUUGGGUCGCACCAGGCGUUGGGAGGGCACAGGGCGAGUCACAAGAAUGUCAAAGGGUGUUUUGCGAUAAAUAGGAGCGACGGUGAUCAGGCGGAGGAGGACGGCCACAAUGGCAGUGGCGGGGGCGAUGAGAGGGAUAGCGUGGAGGACAAGGUAUUGAUGGUUUUGGGGACAGGGCACAAGUGCAGCAUUUGCUUGAGGGUGUUUUCGACUGGUCAAGCUUUGGGCGGGCACAAGAGGUGCCAUUGGGAGAAAGGGGAAGGUUUCUCUGGUUUGGACUUAAAUUUGCCUGCCCCAAUGGAAGAUGGGUCCUCUUCUUCUUAUUCUUCUUCAGGAUUGACACUGGAUUUAAGGUUGGGACUAUGAAAGAUAGAGAUUCUUGUCUGCUUAGUACUGAUAUAUACCUUGUAAUCUAGGGUUAAUUAGUAUAUUCUGUGGUAUAUUCUGUAACAUUGAUAAUAUCUGACUU
Molecule: messenger RNA, 1071 nt
Organism: Alnus glutinosa
Lineage: Eukaryota; Viridiplantae; Streptophyta; Magnoliopsida; Fagales; Betulaceae
Product: zinc finger protein ZAT3-like
Exons: 1
Coding region: 51-968 (305 amino acids)
Source: RefSeq, a predicted model, not a curated record